GUUUCCGGUUUCUAAAUUUUUGACAUUUUUAAAAUGUUAAGUUUUUAAGUUGCUGUCUAGGCCUACUACCACUCUAAUGAGAGGUGAUAUCAAGUGAAGAAAAAAGUGGAUCGUCAUUAUGUGAAUUUCACAAAAAUCAUCAUAGAGUAUAAACAGGGAAAAGGCAGUAUGACCAGUACAGUGUUGACAGCCGAGUUUAUAGAGAGACAUCUAUCAUCACUUGUGGAUCCACCAUCAAUAUGGGAGAUUGAGAGAGGGCAUUUUUACAAACUUGAUUUAAAAAUGUGUCAGAUGAAGUCCCUGCAGUAUGGAUUCUCUUGGGGAGAUGAAAGGACCCCCAAGCCCAAAGUGGUGUCUGUAGUGGAGACUCCAUCUAAGAUCCUCUACAUGGAUAUCUCCCUGAAUGACUUGAGUGAACUGGACCAUGCAGGGUUGGCUCCUCUGAGAAACCUUCGUGCAUUGAAUGCCUCGCUGAACAGAAUAACUAGGUUUGUUGGUGUUGAAAUAUGUAAACAUUUACGCUACCUUAACCUCUCUCACAACAACAUACAAAAUAUAGAGGGCAUUGCAAACUGUACAUCACUGGCUGAGUUAAACCUCGCUAUGAAUGACAUUGAGGAUCUCACCUACGUGCCAUCUUUACCUAACCUAACAGUGUUACACAUAAACAACAAUAAGUUGAAAUCAUUAAAUGGUAUUCAGGCAUUAUCACACCUAAAGGAAUUGCAUUGCCAACGCAACAAAUUGAGAGAUGUGAUUCCCAUUGCUAGUUCAUUUCAUCUUAUAAUGCUGAAUGCUGCUGAAAACCAAAUAGAGUCUCUGCAAACAACUGCUGAUAUACUCAAAGGCCUUUCUCACCUAAGGACACUUAACAUGUUUAACAACCCAAUAGAGAGAGAGUCAAGCUACAAUUCUGUACUUACUGAUACACUUCAACUGCUGACACUUGACAACAUUAGCGUGCGUUCACACAGAGAUCAAACUGUCGGAUACUACAAAAGUGGCUCAAAUAACAAUAUUUCUGGCUUGAAGGAGUCUGCAAGAGCAGCCUUUCACGAGAAGAUCAAAAUCCAAAAAGAUAAAAUGGAAGAAAAUGUUAGAUUUCUUCAGAGAAGAAUUAUAGAUGUCCAGGAAGAGUACAGGGACUAUGAGGAUAGGAUGAAGAAAGAUAUGGAAUCAUGUCUUAGCUACCUAGAUGGACUUUCUCUAGACCAAGCAAGGAACUAUGACACUAAUGCUAUCCGGGGAAAUAUUGGUUCUCCUGCACCACCUUGGCAUCCAGGACCAAGCUACCAUUCAGACAGGACAAUCAAGGAUAAGAAGGACUACAGUGGCAUAAAAUCAGCUGAUGAAGUUUUGAGACUUGCAGUCAAUGAACUCUCCAAAGAACAGGCUAAAUUAUCUCAAUAACGUUCCAAUGGAACACAUGUGCUCAGAUAAUUCUCAAUC
Messenger RNA from Owenia fusiformis, 1449 nucleotides. NCBI's taxonomy places the organism in Eukaryota, Metazoa, Annelida, Polychaeta, Sabellida, Oweniidae. The record is from the annotation of a GenBank genome assembly.